Calidris pugnax (ruff) is the source of this 449-nucleotide messenger RNA. Its product is annotated as feather keratin 1-like. The record is from RefSeq and is a predicted model, not a curated record. Gene Ontology annotation, molecular function: structural constituent of cytoskeleton. The transcript is spliced from 2 exons. Gene Ontology annotation, cellular component: intermediate filament. NCBI's taxonomy places the organism in Eukaryota, Metazoa, Chordata, Aves, Charadriiformes, Scolopacidae. Bases 51 to 401 code for a protein of 116 amino acids.
UUUCUCUUGUUGACUUUGCCUCGGUGCGUCAGAUUUUUCACCCGACAGCCAUGUCCUGCUACGAUCUGUGUCCUCCCACUCCCUGUGGCCCAACCCCGCUGGCCAAUAGCUGCAAUGAGCCCUGUGUCAGGCAGUGCCAGGACUCCACAGUGGUGAUCCAGCCCUCUCCUGUGGUGGUGACCCUGCCUGGACCCAUCCUCAGCUCCUUCCCCCAGAACACCGCCGUGGGUUCCUCAGCAUCGGCAGCCGUCGGGAGUGCCCUCAGCGCAGGAGGGGUCCCUAUAUCCUCCGGCAGCUCCUUGGGAUUUGGGGGCUUUGGGUAUCCAGGCCUGGGCAGUGGGUACAGCCGGCCCUACCGUCGCUACAACGCCUACCGCAGUGGCUUCUAUGGGCCGUGCUAAAGCAUGAGGAGCAAGUAGAUGGAAUGACCAGGAACGCUGAAGCAUGAU